GAAGAGGACCGCGCGCCUAGUCCUGGGCCGGGAACUCGCGGCUGACGGGACAGGGAGACUUAUUUUGUCCUGUCUUCCGCUCUCUUUUGCAACGAGCAAGCGCACACACAGGGACGACUGCGGGGAGAAGCCAACCAGGAAACGAGGCCGCCGGGCACGCGAAGGGCAGCGGGCGCUCCCAGGAUCCCGCGCGCCGAAGGGGCGUGCCCAUCGUGACGUCAUCAGCGGGCGCGGAGCCGGAAGUGCUGUGGCAGCCGCCGCGCGUCGCGGCGCCACGUGUGGAGCCCGGGAGCUAGAGCGUCGCGGGUCCCUGGCACUUGCCAGACAAAAGCACCAUGAGCUUCGUGGCGUAUGAGGAGCUGAUCAAGGAAGGUGACACAGCCAUCUUGUCAUUGGGCCAUGGUGCAAUGGUGGCAGUGCGUGUGCAGCGUGGAGCACAGACCCAGACCCGGCACGGCGUUCUGCGGCACUCAGUUGACCUCAUCGGCCGCCCCUUUGGCUCCAAGGUGACCUGUGGCCGUGGUGGCUGGGUGUACGUGCUGCACCCCACGCCUGAGCUGUGGACACUGAACCUGCCGCACCGCACUCAGAUCCUGUACUCCACUGACAUCGCCCUGCUCACCAUGAUGCUGGAGCUUCGGCCUGGCUCUGUGGUCUGCGAGUCCGGCACCGGCAGUGGCUCCGUGUCCCAUGCCAUCAUCCGCACCAUUGCCCCCACGGGCCACCUGCACACAGUGGAGUUCCACCAGCAGCGGGCAGAGAAGGCUCGGGAGGAGUUCCAGGAGCACCGAGUGGGCCGCUGGGUAACCGUGCACACCCAGGACGUGUGCCGCAGCGGCUUCGGCGUGAGCCACGAGGCCGACGCCGUCUUCCUGGACAUUCCGUCGCCUUGGGAGGCUGUGGGCCAUGCCUGGGAUGCCCUCAAGGUCGAAGGUGGGCGCUUCUGCUCCUUCUCGCCGUGCAUCGAGCAGGUGCAGCGCACGUGCCAGGCGCUGGCGGCCUGUGGCUUCACGGAGCUGAGCACCCUGGAGGUGUUGCCGCAGGUCUACAACGUGCGCACCGUCAGCCUGCCCCUGCCAGACCUGGGUGCCGGCACAGCGCCCCCUGCCAGCCCUGACGCCGGCCCCUUUCGCAGCGGCACGCCCAUGAAGGAGGCCGUGGGCCACACUGGCUACCUGACCUUCGCCACCAAGACCCCGGGCUAGUGGCUGCUGCCUGGGAGCACCAGAGAGCUGGGAGCACUGUGGGGCCCAGGCAGGGAGGCCAGAGACCACCUUAUAUGGUCAGUGGACGCCUGCGGGGCCUGUGGCCUAGAGACAGAUGGUGGGGCGGGGCUGGGGGCCUCCUGGGUGGCUGAGUGGAGGAGCAUCGUCCUGUCCUCCCGCCUGCGCCUGCAUCACUGCCAAGCUCAGCGGCCCGGUCCUCGCUGCUGUUUGCUGCCAACAUGAAGUCUGCACUGCCACAGGCUCUCCUGGAUGCUGAGGCCAGGGAGGCGGGUCUGAGCUCCCCAGGUGGCCCAAGCAGGAAGCGGGUGGAGGAGGGGCAGAGGCCCUGCUACAUCUGACCCCAGGGCCCUGGCUGUCCCCAGGGUCUGUGGGCCAGCUUGUCAACCCUGGGCCAAGGCUCCAGUGCUGGUGGCCCUGGGGCAAGGCCGGAAGCUGGAGUGGAGCUGACUGGAGAGCCCUGCCCUGCCCCUCCCUCCUCCCCAGUGCUUCUGGGGACGGGGGGAGGUGACCCAGCUCUCUCACCUCUGGGCUGACCCCACAGCGUUGGACACUGCCCAGGUCUAGUGUGUUCCCUGGUGUCUGAGGGGCAGGGCACAUGUCAGUGAGGUCAUAUGUCACACAGGAACAGAGCAGGACGGUUAUGUGCUUUGAGUGACCCAGCAAGUCCGUGUUGGAGCCGGGGUUUGGGCCAGCCUGUGAAUCCCAGACCCACACGGGCACCCCUGCCUCUCACAGGAGCCCAGGCCCUGGAGGCCCCGACAAGGACAGCAGUGCAGGUGGGAGAGGGGGUGUAUCCAGGCGGGCUCCCGGGGCUGGCAUUCGGUCACCAUCACUGGAAGGCAGAGGGGGUGUUUCCUGAGGGGAGGACACGGGGGAUUCUUAGUGGGGGCACUCGUCACUUGCUCUGCUGUGUGGCCCUAGGCCUGGCCUCCCUCUGUGUGUAGUGGUGUCCCGGUACCGGUGUCAGGCUGUGAGGCUCCCCUGCAGCUGUCACUAGUGCACAGAGGGCCUGGGUGUCUGCCCAGGUAGCCAGCAGCUGUUGGGGGCCUUGGUUUCCCCUGUGCUGGGGGGGGGGCCUCGGCAGCUUCUCACGUGGGCACAGGGCUGGUCCCCAAGUACCCCUGACAACAAUAAACGUGCUGCCCCCAC
This is a messenger RNA of Lemur catta (Ring-tailed lemur), 2375 nucleotides long. It is a transcript of the gene TRMT61A, whose product is annotated as tRNA methyltransferase 61A. Bases 336 to 1205 code for a protein of 289 amino acids. The record is from RefSeq and is a predicted model, not a curated record. Gene Ontology annotation, biological process: tRNA methylation. Lineage: Eukaryota; Metazoa; Chordata; Mammalia; Primates; Lemuridae. Gene Ontology annotation, cellular component: nucleus; tRNA (m1A) methyltransferase complex. The transcript has 4 exons.